Malaya genurostris is the source of this 2114-nucleotide messenger RNA. RefSeq names its product homeotic protein empty spiracles-like. Bases 396 to 1454 code for a protein of 352 amino acids. The transcript has 3 exons. NCBI's taxonomy places the organism in Eukaryota, Metazoa, Arthropoda, Insecta, Diptera, Culicidae. Gene Ontology annotation, molecular function: DNA-binding transcription factor activity, RNA polymerase II-specific; DNA binding. Gene Ontology annotation, biological process: regulation of DNA-templated transcription; neuron differentiation; central nervous system development. The record is from RefSeq and is a predicted model, not a curated record.
CGUUGAGCGAAGUUAUCGUGUGCGUUUCAGUGCCGUGUUCGUUUCUUGAUCUAAUCACCAAGUCCUCUGUUGCAAACCGUGAACGCGGGUCGUAUAUCUUUCGGAUACUGUCGAGGAGGCCGAAGAAAGUGGUUGUACGUUAAACCUUGAACAAAAAAAAACACACACACACGCUAAUUGGCUUGCCCCGGGUGAUUGAUGAUCACGCAAUCGUGUCAGAGUGAAUAUAGUUAUAGCAAUUUUUGAUGCGUUUAAUAAACUAAGCACAAGUGAGGAAAUUAGUCAAUUGGUGGAGAAAGUUAGUUAAGCUGAGAGUUGUAAGCUCAGCCGCAAGACGAGAAGAAUUUUAUGUGAUAUUCGGUGCAAAUAAAAGUGGCAAAAUUUCGACCUACAAAAUGCCGACGCUUCAGCCGCGGAUAGGAUUCAGUAUCGACUCUAUAGUCGGGAACAGUACCCCCAAAUCGCCACCUCACGCCAUAACAAAGGUGGGCGGUCCACAGCGAUCACCCAGUCCGCAGUCUUAUUCGGUUCGGCUGAAUCGACUACAGAGCCUUUCACCGCCGCAUAACUACAGCAUAACAAGACUGCCGGAAUCUCCUCAGAGUAUCGAGUCGCAAACUCGCUUGGAAUCGCUGACAACAACCAGCCCUGCACUGCAAUCAAGGCUAACUCCAGAUGAGCAUCUGUCCGGCAAAAGACCGCGCAGCCCAUCACCACCAUCUUCCCCGUCCGGUCCGAUGUCAGUGCCAGUGUCCAGCGGUCCCGGGCCAAUCGUUGUUCCGGGACUCCCAGCAGGUCUUAUACGACCGUUUCCUGUUAGUCCGCCGCAACAGCAGCCGCCACAAAAUCCCGACAUCAAAACUCUUCCGCCAUUCAUGCACACCCCCGAGAUGGUUCAAGCUGCCCACAAUCAACACUUCCUUGCUGCACAGUUUCAAGCCGCCGCUCUGGCACAUGCCCAAGCUGGACAACCGUUCCCACCACACCCGGCUGCCGCUCACCUGCACAAUCCAAACCUUCCACCUAGGGACAGUUAUCCGCUGUACCCAUGGCUGCUAAGCCGCCACGGUCGUGGAGUUUUUCCAAUCGGAUUCCCUGGCAACUACCUCAUCCCAUUCCGUAAGUCAAAACGCGUUCGGACUGCGUUCUCACCCUCGCAGCUACUGAAACUGGAACAUGCCUUCGAGAGUAACCAUUACGUGGUCGGAGCGGAACGCAAACAGCUUGCCCAGAAUCUCAACCUCUCGGAAACGCAGGUUAAAGUAUGGUUCCAAAACCGGCGCACCAAGCACAAGCGCAUGCAGCAGGAAGAGGGUAAAUCGGGUGAAUCGAGCGACCAGAACCGGUCGACCUCGAGCCCGGCGUCCGGAAGCUGCCCGGAAGAUGACGAAGACGAGUUCAUCGAUAUGGACGACUGUCCGAGCGAUGAGGAAAAUAUGCAUCACAACGGAUGAAGCAGCGAUGCGACCCGGCCAACCGAACAAGAAAGCGGCAUCUAUCGGGGAGCGGAACAGACAACAAGAGUAAAUGUAGAAUUACUGUAAGCUGUGCCAAAUAGACUAGCGGGGAUGAUUGAUUGCAAGGAUGCGUGCCCGUGCGUAGCCGGAGGGUCCCACCAAGUCGAAGGUUCAUCAUGACGAUGACGAUAAAAAAAAAUGAAAGAGUAUUAGCAUACGUUUUGCAUUCAGGAGCUGCAAUUAUACCAGUGAUUGUUUCUAGCUGUUUAGAUUCUGUUUCCAAGUUUAAAUAGUAAGAAGAGAUUUUUAUUUUACUAUGUUUGUCCAUACAUCUGACUCUGGUGCAUCUCCAGAUUAGGCAGUUAACAUACUAUUAUAAUCGUGUAGAUAGGAAAUCUGUAUUAAAUGUGUAUAUAAUGGAUACUUAAUAGCUAUUUAAUAACAGAGGCUUGAAUUGACUGUAAUGUAAUUUUAAUUUCGUUCAUUUCAAACAAGGACGUUUUCGUGCUUACUUUUAAGUUCAAAAUGGAUGUAGAUUAAGGUUUGUCAUAUACGUUGCAUAAUGAUAUACUUAGUGCAUACAUGAACUCGUUUGUAAAGAGCAUUACACAUUUAGGAUUCACAUGGAGAUGAGAUGAACAAUUUAUUAGUAAAAUA